AUGUCACCACCAGCUCAGAAAAACUUCCAUACGGCAAAACCCGAGGAAUCCACUGCCAUUGAUCGAUCGAUACCUGAAUUUGCAGCAGCACAAACUUCCGAUGAGGAUGAUUAUUUUGCCAGCCAUAAACCACCAUCGUAUUUACCAGAAAUAGAACAAGAGCUUUCAAAAUUCAUCACCCACCACCAAAAAACCACGCAAAAAAAGAUUGCAUUGGUGACAUCUGGUGGUACAACAGUACCCUUGGAAAACAAUACAGUUCGAUUCAUUGACAACUUCAGUGCCGGUACUCGAGGAGCCACAUCAGCCGAGUACUUUUUAGAAAAUGGGUAUGCUGUAAUCUUUUUACAUCGUGAGUUUUCAUUAUUGCCAUAUUCAAGACACUAUAGUCAUUCAACCAAUUGUUUUCUUGAUUUUAUGAUUGAACGUGAUGGUAAAAUUGAAAUUAAUCCUAAAUUUAGUGAUGAAAUGUUGCAAGUUUAUCGUAAAUACCACGAAGCACAAUCAACAAAUUCAUUAUUAUUGAUUCCAUUUACCACCGUAAACCAAUAUCUUUAUACAUUGAAAACCAUAUCUGAGUCAUUAAAAGUGUAUUCCAACAAGGCUGUUUUUUAUUUAGCUGCUGCUGUAUCUGAUUUUUUUAUUCCUCAAUCAAGAAUGCCUCAACAUAAGAUCCAAAGUUCGGCUACUCAAGAUGGAGAAUUGGUGAUUCGAUUAGCUCAGGUGCCCAAGUUUUUAAGUCGUUUGGUUCUGAAUUGGACUUCAGGAGCAAUGAUUAUUAGUUUUAAAUUGGAGACUGAUAGCAAUAUUUUAUUAAAGAAAGCUAGAAGUGCAUUGGAGAGAUAUCAUCAUCAAUUGGUGAUUGGGAACUUGCUACAAACUAGGAAAAAGGAAGUGGUAUUUGUUAGUCCUAAUGGUGAAGAACAAUGGAUUAGGUUGACUGUUGAAGAGGUACAAAGGGGUGUUGAGAUUGAAAGUAAAAUGAUACCUGCUGUCAUCAAAAUCCACGAUGAGUGGAUCAGUAAAACAAAGUAG
Molecule: messenger RNA, 1035 nt
Organism: Lodderomyces parapsilosis
Lineage: Eukaryota; Fungi; Ascomycota; Pichiomycetes; Serinales; Debaryomycetaceae
Product: phosphopantothenate--cysteine ligase
Exons: 1
Coding region: 1-1035 (344 amino acids)
Biological process (GO): coenzyme A biosynthetic process
Cellular component (GO): cytoplasm; nucleus
Molecular function (GO): phosphopantothenate--cysteine ligase activity
Source: RefSeq, a predicted model, not a curated record